CACCCCGCCCUGCAGAAAGACUGGUUCGCCAAGAGGAAGAAGUUCAAGCGACCCCCCCAGCGGCUUUUCGACGCCGAGAAGAUCCGGUCCCUUGGAGGCGACGUGGCGUCCGACGGGGACUUUCUCAUCUUCGAAGGCAACCGCUACAGCCGCAAGGGAUUCCUCUUCAAGAGCUUCGCCAUGUCGGCCGUGAUAACGGAGGGCGUGAAGCCCACGCUGUCGGAGCUGGAGAAGUUCGAGGACCAGCCCGAAGGCAUCGACCUGGAGGUGGUGACAGAGAGCACGGGGAAGGAACGAGAGCACAACUUCCAGCCCGGCGACAACGUGGAGGUGUGCGAGGGCGAGCUGAUCAACCUGCAGGGCAAAAUCCUCAGCGUCGACGGCAACAAGAUCACCAUCAUGCCCAAACACGAGGAUUUGAAGGACAUGCUGGAGUUCCCGGCUCAGGAGCUGCGGAAGUAUUUCAAGAUGGGUGACCACGUCAAGGUGAUCGCGGGGCGUUUCGAGGGUGACACGGGACUGAUCGUGAGGGUGGAGGAAAACUUCGUCAUCCUCUUCUCCGACCUCACCAUGCAUGAGCUCAAGGUUCUGCCGCGGGACCUGCAGCUCUGCUCGGAGACGGCGUCUGGCGUGGACGUGGGGGGGCAGCACGAGUGGGGCGAGCUGGUGCAGCUGGACCCCCAAACCGUGGGCGUCAUCGUCCGUCUGGAGCGGGAGACCUUCCAGGUGCUGAACAUGUAUGGGAAGGUGGUGACGGUGCGGCACCAGGCCGUCACCAGGAAGAAGGACAACCGCUUCGCCGUCGCCCUCGACUCGGAGCAGAACAACAUCCACGUCAAGGACAUCGUCAAAGUCAUAGACGGGCCUCACUCGGUGGGGGCUUACGGGGGUUUGGAGGGGGGAUCCUGGGGGUGCGACGGGCCCCCUCCUGGUGCUUCGGGGGGGACCCCAGGGGUGCUCUGGGUCCUUGCUGGUCCCGUGCUGGGUCUGUCACUGCCUCAGGGACCGUCACGGGGGCGAGCUGGGUCCCUCCGG
Messenger RNA from Egretta garzetta (little egret), 1035 nucleotides. RefSeq names its product SPT5 homolog, DSIF elongation factor subunit (gene SUPT5H). The record is from RefSeq and is a predicted model, not a curated record. Gene Ontology annotation, molecular function: mRNA binding. NCBI's taxonomy places the organism in Eukaryota, Metazoa, Chordata, Aves, Pelecaniformes, Ardeidae. Gene Ontology annotation, cellular component: DSIF complex. The transcript is spliced from 7 exons. Gene Ontology annotation, biological process: regulation of DNA-templated transcription elongation; transcription elongation by RNA polymerase II; regulation of transcription by RNA polymerase II. The annotation marks the transcript as partial.